Messenger RNA from Acomys russatus (golden spiny mouse), 960 nucleotides. RefSeq names its product olfactory receptor 11A1-like. The record is from RefSeq and is a predicted model, not a curated record. Gene Ontology annotation, cellular component: membrane. Gene Ontology annotation, molecular function: olfactory receptor activity; G protein-coupled receptor activity. Gene Ontology annotation, biological process: G protein-coupled receptor signaling pathway. Lineage: Eukaryota; Metazoa; Chordata; Mammalia; Rodentia; Muridae.
AUGCUUGCAGUGGGUCCAGGAAAUUCCACUAUGGUGGUAACUGAGUUUUUUCUACUAGGGUUUGGAGACCUCAAGGAACUGAACCCCUUGCUCUUCCUGGUAUUUGGCACUGUCUAUCUAGUCACGGUUUCUGCUACUCUUCUUCUUGUGGUGCUCGUAUGCACUCAACAAGUACUCCAGACUCCAAUGUACUUCUUUCUGGCCAACCUUUCAUGCCUAGAGAUCUGUUAUACAUCCAACAUUGUACCGGGGGGGUUGGUGGACUUACUAUGGGAAAAUAGGAUGAUCUCCAUGGUAGGUUGUGUAAUUCAGCUAUACUUCUUUGGGGCCCUGAGGAGCACUGAGUGCUAUCUCCUGGCAGUAAUGUCAUAUGACUGGUACCUGGCCGUCUGCUGGCCUUUGCACUAUUCAACACUAUUACACGGAACCCUAUGUGUAGGGAUAGCAAUUGGCUCAUGGCUGUGUGGUUUCUCAGUGGCAGCUGCCUUCCAGGCUGCUAUGCUAUCCAGCUUGACUUUCUGUGGAGGCAAUAAGGUUGACCAUUUCUUCUGCUACUUGAAACUUCUGCAGAAGCUCUUCUGCUCUGAUCCCCAUCUGGUUAACAGAGUCUGCAUGAGUCUAACAUCUCUGGCAACCCCGGUCCCCUUUAAACUAACUUUAGCCUCCUACUGGAAGAUUCUUGUUGUAGUCUUGCAUAUACCUUCCAUUAUUGGCAGGCAAAAGGAAUUUUCCACAUGUUCUUCUCAUUUAAUUGUUGUGAUCUUGUUUUAUGGGACUUUGAUCUUGGUCUAUGCUGUACCCUUGGCUGGCCAGGUGCCAGCUCUCAACAAGACCUUCUCCUUGUUCUAUCCUGUUGUUACUCCAAAGUGGAACCCUCUUAUCUACAGUCUCAACAAUAAAGAUGGCAGGGAGACUCGGAGAAAACUGAUGAUUCGAUUCUGUGAUUUUCAUUUCACUUAA